This is a messenger RNA of Hibiscus syriacus, 1340 nucleotides long. Its product is annotated as protein NCA1-like. Gene Ontology annotation, molecular function: protein binding; ubiquitin protein ligase activity. Lineage: Eukaryota; Viridiplantae; Streptophyta; Magnoliopsida; Malvales; Malvaceae. The record is from RefSeq and is a predicted model, not a curated record. The transcript is spliced from 7 exons. Gene Ontology annotation, biological process: protein ubiquitination. Bases 73 to 1176 code for a protein of 367 amino acids.
ACUUUGUUUUUGACCAAUUCCCAAAUACAUAUAUCCCCUCUGAUUUUGGUUGUUUCCUUUUAUAGAAAGAAGAUGACCACCCCGGUUUGCCCAUUCGUGAAAGCGGCUCGACCGGACGACGCUUGUCCAGCCAAAAACGCCUCCGCUGGUGUCAGCGAAGCAGCGGCGGCGAGAAAAGACCCCGUUGAAACUGCCACCGUGUCUCCGAAAUGUCCCUUUGGUUACGAUUCCAGCAACUUCAAGCUUGGUCCUCUCAGUUGUAUGAUCUGCCAUGCUCUUCUCUUUGACUCCACCAAAUGUAUCCCUUGUUCUCACCUCUUUUGCCAAGUGUGUAUAUCUCGGUUUAAGGAUUGUCCGUUAUGUGGAGCUGAUAUAGAAAAAUUGGAAGCUGACACAAAUCUUCAAAGCAUGGUUGAUCGAUUUAUUAAAGGGCAUGCGAGGAUCAAGAGGCCUCAUGUUGAUGCCAAUGGAGAAGGAAAGCAGGUUGUGAAUGAGGAUAAAAAGGUUAUAUAUGAGGAUGUCUCGUUGGACAGAGGUGCUUUCUUGGUGCAACAGGCUAUGAGGGCUUUUCGUGCUCAGAAUUUUAGAAGUGCUAAAUCUAGACUCACUAUGUGUGCCGAAGACAUCCAAGACCAAUUAGAGAAAACGGAUGAUUCUUCAGAGCUUUACUCACAACUUGGGGCAGUUCUGGGUAUGCUUGGUGAUUGUUGUCGAGCAAUGGGUGAUUCUGCUGCUGCAAUCAAUUACUUUGAGGAGAGUGUCGAGUUUCUUACAAAAUUGCCAGCAAAUCAUCUAGAGAUAACACAUACUCUGUCUGUUUCACUUAAUAAAAUUGGAGAUCUUAAGUAUUACAAUGGAGAUCUGCAAGGUGCGAGGUCUUACUAUUUGCGAUCAUUAGGCAUCCGACGUGAUGUUGUCAAGAAUCAUCCCGGUGUUGCUUCUGAGAUUCUGGAUGUAGCCAUCUCCCUGGCUAAAGUUGCAGAUGUGGAAAGAACACUGGGAAAAGAGGAUGAGGCUGUUGAUGGAUUUGAAGAAGCCAUAAAGUUGUUAGAAUCGUUGUCCCUGAAAUCCGAAGAAGCAGGUCUUGAACCCCGGCGUCUUUCCGUGCUUGCAUUCCUCAAAACUCAACUUGAAGAGAAACAAUCUGAGGCAACUGCAAGUUCGGUGACAACAUAAAGGAGCAUGUUUCUGUACAUACAUACACGAGCCUGGUUCCACGAAAGAUGAUCUUUGUGCGCCAGCUCUCUUUCAAUGUUUUGUUAGAUCUUGUGAAUAAGUAUGGUAUAACAAUACAAACGAUGAAUCUAAGUGUUUUAAAAUCCAAGUAAGAUUGAGUUCGA